UGUCGCAGCAUAAACUGCUUGUUCACUUUACACUUCUUGGCUCCUGGGCUUGCAGGACGUGUCUGGCUUCAGCUUCAAGAAACACAGAGGUUUCAAAAAAUGGCUAGCACUUUCUCACGUCUCCUGGCAGGUCGAAAAACCACUGUUCUCUUUGCAACUGUUAGCACUGGAGCCUUGACAACUGGAUACCUGUUGAAUCAGCAGAAUGUGAAAGCUGGAUCCUCUGGAAGAAACAGAUUAUUUCCUCCAAGUGCAGACUAUCCCGAUCUUCGUAAACACAACAACUGCAUGGCUGAGUGCCUCACUCCGGCAAUCUAUGCCAAACUGAGGGACAAAAUGACUCCCAGUGGUUAUACCUUGGAUCAGUGCAUCCAAACAGGCGUUGACAAUCCUGGCCACCCUUUCAUUAAAACUGUGGGCAUGGUCGCUGGGGAUGAGGAGUCUUACGAGGUAUUUGCAGCGAUUUUUGAUCCUGUUAUCAAAGUGAGACAUAAUGGCUAUGAUCCAAAAGCAAUGAAGCAUCACACUGAUCUGGAUUCUUCCAAGAUUACCCAAGGACAAUUUGAUGAGAAGUACGUCUUAUCAUCUCGCGUCCGCACCGGCCGCAGCAUCCGCGGGCUGAGCCUGCCUCCUGCCUGUUCCAGGGCAGAGAGGAGGGAAGUCGAAAAUGUGGUUGUUACCGCUCUGGCAGGACUGAAAGGAGAUCUGGCUGGGAAGUAUUACAGUUUGACCAAUAUGUCUGAGAAAGAGCAGCAACAGCUUAUUGAUGACCACUUCCUGUUUGAUAAGCCAGUCUCCCCUUUGCUAACGUGUGCCGGGAUGGCCCGAGACUGGCCAGAUGCCCGAGGAAUUUGGCACAAUAAUGACAAAACAUUUCUCAUUUGGAUCAAUGAAGAGGACCACACAAGGGUGAUUUCCAUGGAAAAAGGAGGCAACAUGAAAAGAGUCUUUGAAAGAUUUUGCCGCGGCUUGUUAGAGGUCGAAAGGCUAAUUAAAGAACGAGGAUGGGAGUUUAUGUGGAAUGAACGUUUAGGAUAUGUCUUGACCUGUCCUUCCAAUCUGGGAACGGGAUUACGUGCAGGAGUUCAUGUUAAACUUCCCAAGCUUAGCAAGGAUCCUAGAUUUGCAAAGAUCCUGGAAAACCUGAGGCUUCAGAAGCGUGGCACAGGUGGCGUGGACACAGCUGCUGUAGCAGAUAUAUAUGAUAUCUCCAACCUAGAUCGCAUGGGCCGAUCAGAGGUGGAACUUGUUCAGUUAGUCAUUGAUGGUGUGAAUUAUAUGGUUGACUGCGAGAAGAAGCUGGAGAAAGGUCAAGAUAUCAAGAUACCUCCACCAUUGCCCCAAUUUGGAAAGAAGUGAAGCAGUGAUUAUUAACUAACUUGGAACGUGUCUGCUAUGACAGACUUUUUACUCUGUAUAUUCCUAUGAAAUAAAUAACUUAUUAAUGAAAAAA
Messenger RNA from Anolis sagrei ordinatus, 1453 nucleotides. It is a transcript of the gene CKMT2, whose product is annotated as creatine kinase, mitochondrial 2. Gene Ontology annotation, biological process: phosphocreatine biosynthetic process. The record is from RefSeq and is a predicted model, not a curated record. NCBI's taxonomy places the organism in Eukaryota, Metazoa, Chordata, Lepidosauria, Squamata, Anolidae. Gene Ontology annotation, cellular component: mitochondrion. Gene Ontology annotation, molecular function: creatine kinase activity.